Physella acuta is the source of this 2369-nucleotide messenger RNA. RefSeq lists its product as uncharacterized. NCBI's taxonomy places the organism in Eukaryota, Metazoa, Mollusca, Gastropoda, Physidae. The record is from RefSeq and is a predicted model, not a curated record.
UGUAUGUUAGGCCUACACACAGAUAGAUAGACCUAGAUUUCUAGAUCUAGAAUUUAGAUCUAGAGUCUAGAUAUCACUCGUUAACCCUGCAGGAACACCCUAAGAUACCGAUAUUUUGUGUCUUUUAUUAAUUAGCUAGACAGAUCCAUAGAGACCAGAUCUAGAUCUAAAAUAAUAAAAAAAAAAUCUAGCCUAAACUUUUCAGACUUUUUUAAACGUCACUCGGAGUCAUUGCGUACACACACACAACAGGACACACGUCAAGAUGACUACUUUCCAGGAGCUGCCUUCAGAGUUAGUGGAUGAGAUCUGGCAAGUGAUGAACGAAAUUGCAAAUGAUUCUUUUACAGUACAGAAAAGUGAAUUUUCUUUUGAAUGUGAUGGAGAUGAAGAAGAAAAUGACUCCCCAGAGAGUGAUAAGAAGCAGGAAUUUAAAAAGGCUGCAAACAAAUUGGCAAAGAUUGGAGACCAGUUGACUCAGGAACAGGAUAAGAAAAAAGAGGAGGAUAACCUUGUUCAAGAAAUAGUUGCUUACUUGCUAGACAAAUCAAGAGAAAUAGAUGAGAAAUUAGGGCCUCAGUUGAGUUCCUCCCUAUCAUUUCAAAGCUUAUUCUCAAACCCAUUCUGGAGCGUCAUUUAUGGCAGCUACCGUUCAAAAAUGGAAGGGUUCAUUGGCUCAAACAGUGAGGUAACAGAAAUUGCUCUGGUCUCUCAUGUUACCAAAGGAAUAGUUAGAUCGACUGGGAUGUCAUCUUCCCUAGUGGCUUCCCUUUCUACCCAAUUCAUCAUUGAGAAAUGUGGAGGCUAUCUGAAAAAAUCUGGCAGUCUGGUUAAAAUUGCCUCAUCUGCCGCAGAAUGAAGCUGCUGCCACGCAGCUAGGGUCUCAGAGGUCACAUUUUAAAUGCUCAUUGUUAGCCUUCUUCCAUAUAACAGCAUUACCCUUCUACACAGGUGAAAUAAUUCUAUGCAAUGUAAUAUCAAGAGCUUUCAACUGUUUUGAUCUCUGUAAGAUUUAUGAUAUACAUUGGCCCUUGCUACUUUUAUAAUAUCUUUCAGUAGCAUGAAUUAUAAAAUAAUUUUCUUUAUUGUUCCAUAGUGCCUUUUUUCUUGUGAUACUUUAAGUCAGUUUGUUUAUAUUGAAUGGGGAAGUAUGUACUUUGUGUAAUUUUUCUCUCGUAAAAAUUAAGAAUCACAUAUUUAUUUAAUUUUGAUGAAUCACUGUUGUGUAUUACAGUAUUAAAUUUUUGUGUUUUUGUUACAUUCGGCCCAGUUAUUUAAUAUGUACACUGUACUACUGACAAUACUUGCCAAAGAAAAGAAGUAUUUAUUUUCAAAUAUCUGUUAUAUUAAUCUUGACACGAAAUUUUUUUUUUUUAUUUGAACAGCACCAAAAAAUAAUGUUACAUUUUUUUUCACAUGAGCAUACCUCUCCACAUCACGAAAAUGUAAUAUUUUUCAACUUAUUUUAUCGUUAGUAUUAACUAAAAUUAUCAGAAAUUUUAUUUUUAUUAAAUUUAAUUGUUACAAUUGAAACGUCUCUGAUGUGUAAGUCGCAAGAUGACAGAGAACUUAAACAUUCCACUUGUAUAUUUGUACAUCAUCCUUUCGCAACAUAGGGCACUAUUAAAUUAAAUUCCAAAAUGUCCAUUUUAUAAACAGAUUUAUAAUUAGCCUGCCUGCAAGGUGAUUUAAUUACAAUUAACUAUUUGUUUGAAAUUCGUACUAUAUUGCUUUUUUUCUUUUCAUUCAAAAACCCAUCCUUGUCAUUCUGAAGACCAGAGUUAUCCAAUUGAUUAUCUAUGAGAAUGUUACUUAAAUUGUUUUAGAAUAUUUGAGAAAAAGGUGUUUUAUCAAUUUAAAACACAGUAGUACUUUUAUCCGUUUUUUAAAAUAUUUUAAAGCAUUCAGCAUUUUAAACACGUAAUAUAAUUAUUUAAAGGUAUUUAUUGUUUAUAAAUUCAUGAUAAAAAUGUACGUUGUCUUUAAAAGAAAUACUCAUUACAAUUUUAUACAUCUUAAGCAAAAACUAAAAACUUUUUUAGCAUGUUCAACUUUGUUUUAAAGCAAUCUACGAUACCCCCAAUUACUCUGUACUAAAAAUUAAAACAAAUUGUUUAUACAGACAGGUAACAAAUUAACCUCUGUGCCUGAUGUUUUUACAUUUAAUUACUGUAAAUAAUUUAAAUAGAAGUUACUUUCUUGUUCAAAUUGAAAAGCUAAUUUAAUAGAUUAAUGUGCAGUUACUAAAAUUAAUUUAUAAACUGUUUUUUGUUGAGUGGAACAUUGUGCAUGGAGAUGCACUUGUGUUGUUUUUUUUCCUUCCAUUGUUCACUUGCUCAUAUCUUUAUUAAAUUGUUUUAAGUUGGAAA